Molecule: messenger RNA, 1044 nt
Organism: Dendronephthya gigantea
Lineage: Eukaryota; Metazoa; Cnidaria; Anthozoa; Malacalcyonacea; Nephtheidae
Exons: 1
Coding region: 1-1044 (347 amino acids)
Biological process (GO): DNA integration
Molecular function (GO): nucleic acid binding
Source: RefSeq, a predicted model, not a curated record
AUGACAGCAACUGAGACUAAGUAUGCGCAAAUAGAAAAAGAGGCUCUGGCGGUUACUUGGGCAUGUGAGCGGUCAAGCAACUACAUAAUUAAAAAGGCGAUAAUAAUAGAAACUGACCAUAAACCACUGGUUCCCCUGCUAACCCAACACACGGUCGACAAACUACCUCCAAGGCUACAACGCUAUAAGAUGAGACUCAUGAGAUUUCACAUCAAGCAAGUCCGACACGUGCCUGGAAAACUACGCUACACAGCUGACACUUUGUCAAGAAAAAUACCUGAGGGCACAGCUCAACCAACGAUAGCAGAACAGGAAAUGAAUACCUACAUCUCCAGUGUAAUGGAAGCACUCCCGGCAUCAAAUCCAAGAUUGAAACAAAUACAACAAGCUCAAGAUGAGGAUGAGGUAUGCAAAGAAGUGAAGAAGUACUGCAUGGAUCAAUGGCCAGACAAGGAUCAUGUCACCCGGGCAGUAAAACCAUACUGGUCAGUACAAGGAGAACUCACAAUUGUUGACGGGUUAUUACUAAAAGGAACAAGACUAGUUAUUCCAUCCAAUCUUCAACGCCAAACCCUUGCCCAAAUACACCAAGGUCACCAAGGGAUUAACAAAUGCAGAGAACGAGCCAAGAUAUCCGUUUGGUGGCCAGGACUUAGUGCACAAAUCAAAACUAUGGUUGAAAAUUGUACACCUUGCAGCAAGCACAGACAACAGCAUGCAGAACCGUUGAUCCCAACGCCACUCCCAGCAAGACCAUGGCAACUGAUCGCAACAGACUUGUUUAUUCUAGAAAAGGUGACCUAUCUACUAGUGGUAGAUUAUUAUUCUCGAUAUGUUGAAGUUGUGGCACUAACCAAAGAUACAAGUUCAACAAAGAUAAUACAAGCUUUAAAAGCCAUCUUCGCCAGGCACGGGAUUCCGGACGAAGUACGUUCCGACAUGGGCCCCAAUACCACAGUGACGAGUUCGCCCAGUUUGCAAAAGAAUGGGGAUUCAAGCAUAGUACCAGUAGUCCUCGCUAUCCUCAAGCGAAUGGAGAGGUAG